AUGCCCUUUGUGAUUCCUUUGAGGCAGCCGACGUGGGUACCAAUCGCCUCGCAGCGGUACCGCAACCGGCCGGUACCGGCGGCGUACUUCGUGGACGGGUACCAGAGGUCGCGUGCCUUCAUCGUGACGGAGCGGCCGGGCGCAGCUGCGUGCGACGCCCUCUGGCGCCUGGCCUGGGAGCAGGGCGUCACCACGGUCGUGCUCAUCGGAGUACUACAGGGCAUGGAGGAAUGGUUCCUGCCUGAGCUGGGUCGUGUUCGAUCAUUCCGUGACCUCAGUGUCAGAGGCCACACAGAGCGAGCCCUGGUGGGCUGCGUCGUCCGAGAAACGAUCGUGUCCAAGCUGAAGGGCCGGUCCCGCCGGUGCGGCGAGCGGCGCCUCCAGCUGUGGCAGUACACCGACUGGCCAGAGCUGGGGAUGCCCGACAGUCCCCUGCAGCUGCUGCACUUCACUCGGCGCAUCAUCGUCAGCGAACACUGCACUGGCUCACCCACGCUGGUCGUCUCGGGCUCACCAUCCUGCAGUGCAGGCCUGUUUGUGGGACUCGCCACUCUUCUCACUCAGCUCAAGCACAAACAGGAGCUGGGCGUAUUCUCCUACUGGCAGCACGCAAUAGGCCAGUGUCCGCACCUCCUGACGACGCUGGCCGAGUACGCGUUCCUGCACGACUGCCUGCUGGAGCGGGUGACGGCCGGGGAGACGCUCGUGCCCCGUGACGGGGCUCGCCGGUACCUGGAGCAGCUGCAGAGCAGCUGCGGCACCGGCUUCCCGCACUCGACCGCCGAGAAACAGUACAACAGCGCCACGGACCUGAAGGUGCGUCAUUUCACCGUGUCGUCGGGGAACCGGCCCUGCAACGAGAGCAAACGCCGCGGUAGCAGCUUUAUCCAGAUGGAGGACUCGCGCGUGCGGCUGGCGCCGACGUUCGGACUCGACGGCACCGACUACGUCAACGCCUCCUGGCUGCCAGGCACGUGA
Molecule: messenger RNA, 978 nt
Organism: Pollicipes pollicipes
Lineage: Eukaryota; Metazoa; Arthropoda; Thecostraca; Pollicipedomorpha; Pollicipedidae
Product: tyrosine-protein phosphatase 99A-like
Exons: 7
Coding region: 1-978 (325 amino acids)
Biological process (GO): protein dephosphorylation
Molecular function (GO): protein tyrosine phosphatase activity
Source: RefSeq, a predicted model, not a curated record